AUGAUGGAUGAUCAUAGUUCUGCCUCUACUUGCCACGACCACGCGUCGUUGGCUCUCUUCGAUGAUAGGGAGGGAGACGUGGAAAUGCAGGAAGCGGCCGUUGACGUAGUGAUGAACGAAACUCAGUCUCAGCUCAGACGGAUGAACAUGAACAUCUCCAGACCGAUGGGCACGGGCAUGGUAGCCAAGAUGGACAUGAGCAUGAUAGCCAAUCCAAUGGCCGUAGUCAAACCAAUGGCCGUGAGUCCGGUGAAGACCAUCUCAGUUACCUUCAAGAACCUUGGAGAUGAGCACAUCGCAUUUGCGAAGCUGUCGCCGAGAAGCACCGACAGUGGCAGUGCACCGACAGCGGUAAACUGCAACAAUACCAGCAUUAAGACUCUCGGACGAGCGCAGGAAGAAGGUAGUGCAGCAGGUGGACGCGCAUCAGAAGAUGACGUUCAAAUGACGAAUCAAGUACAAGACUUGUCCUCGUGUUACAACGAACAAGGGAUGGACGCUGAUCUUCGGGACGACGUCGAAGAAGAGAUCUGGUUGACGAUUGAAGAAGACCCGCCAGUGUUGCAAGUGCCUAAGAUGUCAACAUCGAAAGGAGCUUAUGCAGAGUAUACGAGUGCUGCUCAAAAAGAAAGGGUGUUGCGGCAACAACAGCGCGACCAAGGGGACACUCAAAAUUUAUCGAAUAAGCGUCCAAGAAGAGGUCCUUUCUAUGCUGGGGAGGAAGGAGAAGCUACAGCCGAUGUUUCGUUUAUUCGUGGACUCGAAGUCGAAUCUGGUGGGCAUCGUGGAGUAAAUAGCCUUGGGACUGGCCAUCAUGGAGUAAAUAAUAACAUCUCCAAAAAUAAUAUUAACUCCGGCAGCAGUUCACCACGACCAGUAAUUGGUACAACACCACCAGCUGCACAGGCGUCGCCAUCUCCACGGUCAUCCCCACGUCUAUCUGGUAAAAGUAGCAGUAGUACAUCAAAUACCAAAUCCUCGAAGGUAGACGUUGUUGUCUCUCCUCCAAUAGCCACCUUUGCUACCGUUGGCGACGUUCGAAAGAUUCUAGAGGAGCAAUUACGAAGCCCAAAUGGCCUUUGCUCUCCACACGAGACCGUUGUUCAGGAACUGAUCAACGGCGUUGCACGACCUCGACGCGAAGGUGAGCGCGUCCUCUUCGAAGGCCCAGUAUUGGUUUCACAAGUUGUACCAAGAGAAAUGGGUAACCCAGACGUAGACUUUCAGGAUCAACAAAAUCAUCCCAAUCCGAACAUGCAAAACAAUCGAAAUCCGAACUACGUGCAGAAUAGGCAAAAUAAUAUGCAAAAUAUGAACUACACGGUUGCGUUCUCGAAUAGUCUGUGGAAAGGACGUCCCCAAUUUGCGGAAAGUAGUAGUGCUUUUUUUGGCGACACUUGCGGAUAUGACCAUUUAUUAUGGCUUGUGACGUUAUAACGAAAGUACUUUUAUUUUCUUCGCCCUAAGAAGUACUUCUCAUCUUCAACGAGUCUUUCCUCUCCUAGUUACUCUCUCAUAAAAUACUAGCUUGUUCAAGUGAUCACUUACUGAGUGAGGGCUUGCUGUGGUCUCCUCUCUUCUAAUUUCAUGAACAGUCAAUCAAGCAUUCAAUCAAUCAAUACCCAAAAUAUUCGAGCACCUUCCUCUAAUGUAUGCCUUGGUCCUGCGUCAGAAUGCGAACAGUGGCCGGUUUGUCUUGAACGUCGAAGUAAACGGUGGCUGCAUCUUUGUGAGCAGCUAUGCAGAUCGGCCGGUGGAAGGGAUUGCCGUUUUAGCUGGCACCUUGGUACAUCCUAGUACUGACGAGGAGAAUGAAGAUAUGAAUGCACGAACUGGAGCUACGGGGGAGGAGGAAGGCAUGAAUGCAGGAGCUGGAGAUCAACAUGCUUACGAAGACCAUGUUGUUGGGCAGGACACAUCUAUUGGUAGGACAAGCACCAGCACCAAUAGAAGUAGCAAAGAUAUUCCUUGUUCUUCUUCUAGCUCAUCAACUUCCAUAGGUCGCGGUGGUGGAAGUUCUUGUGUUUCAACUACUAGUUACGUGUCAACUCCUGGUAUAGGCAAUACACCGAGAGGCGGCGCUAGGGAGUUAUGUUAAGGCCUCACGUAAUCCAUCUUUCAGUUUAUCUGUAAGCUCUUUUCAAAUAGGAAAAUGGCCUGAGAUGGGCGAAAAGAUGGAUUGUAGUGAGUUCUAAUUAUGGCUUCGUUUUGUGCCUCCAGCUCGCUUCCUGCACUUGGUUUUCCGGUCUGUGAGUGAGCGCGACCUUUUCAGGCACAUCUUGGACUGCAUGGAGGAAUUCCCGUUCCAUUUGCGCCAGCCGGUAGACGAGUUCCUAAGAUCCUGUUUUGCUGACGAAAUAGAACGCGACUUCUACCGACGGUCUUUGCAACAAGGAGACAUCAAAGCUCUUAGCAAUAAGAAGGAGGAACAAGGGGCUUCGAUUAAAAUUAUGACGGGAGAAGACAACGACGAGUCGAACUCGAAAUUAGAUGUAGUUGUAGGAGGCUUAUCGUUAUCUCCUGUGGAUUCAAAUAGCAGAACUACAUCCUCAACAACACAUCUUCAAGCUACAACGACGAUCAAAGCAACCCUAGUAGAAACGACGAGCAGCGAAAGAGUAGUAGAAAUAAGAGAAGAUCUUCAUGAAGAGGACAACCGAAACCAAGUGCAGCAAGAUCACGAAGUAGAUCAUCUCGAGUCUUUUGAGCGGUAUGAGCCUUUGCGAAGGAAUUGGCAUCGACUACGCUUUGCGACGGUUGCCGACUGUGGUUCUGUUGUGGACGAAAAUAUAUCCCUUUCGGCGGCUUACCAAGGCAUGCUGACCCCAUGUGAAAUUACACCUCGAUCGCCAGAUGAGUCCCUCGGUGAUGAACAAGAGAAGCAACUCAGCGUCUACGUGGUUAUCCCAGAAGAGCGGUCUUGUCGACUAUAGCGUCUAUUUCGUUAUCGCGGAAGAGCGGUCUUGUCGAGAUGUUGACAGUGGACCAAGGAUGUACAAGGCAGGGUGACGGUUGUUCCAUUCUUGUUGAGUGAAAAGCACGUGAUCUCCGUUGAACUACCUUCCUGCGGACGUGUUAUACGACAGGGGGUGCAGCAGCCGUAGAUGACAAGAUUAUGAUGCAUUCGUGUAGUAUUUUAGAAGAUCGCAGAGCUUACAAUUCACUGAUUACUUUCUACAUCUGUGUUGAUCUGCAGAGCUGCUUACACCGAUUUAAUUACACUAGAUCGCAGAGCUGCUUACAACAGUUGGCUGUAGUUCUUUCUAUAAUUGGAAUAGGAUCUAACAUGUUAGCAUUUCUGGUGAAUCAUCGUCGCAUGCCGUUUUGAAAUUUUGGCUGUAAAGAAUUGCAUGAUCAUUAACAUGGUUACUUCGAGAAGCAGAAGCUGAGCUUUUUUUUCCAAAAGUAAAAAAGUGUCUAUGUCUUCUUGCAAAACUAUGGAGAAGUGUUACAAGUACAGUAUUCCCCGUUCUAGUACUAUGUUCUUUUGGUGUAGUUUUACCAUAAGGUGCUAUACUAGGACCGAAGGCCUCUGAAAAAGCUAAACUUGUGAAUGUGUGAUGUAGAGAGGUGAAAAGACGAAGUAAGAUUGGCCAGAAGUAAGAAGUGUGAUAUUGUUAUCUGUGGGUAUGACAUUUCUUUACAGGUAUGACAUUGUCCAGCUCAGUGCGCGGAUCCACUUGAGAAAGACUGCGUACUCACACCUUAGUACUAAUGAGUCCUUCUCUUGAUUCCUGAACUCGACCCGCGACUCGGCGAAGUCUUGAAAUUAUCGAACAAGCUACAGUAAAAUCAGAUCGAUCUUUGCAAUUGAUUUUGAAUUGUACCAACUUGAAGUUGAACUUGGGGGGACUUUAUUGCCUAGUAGUUUCGGAUCAUCAUGGAACUGAUA
This is a messenger RNA of Amoebophrya sp. A25, 3892 nucleotides long. NCBI's taxonomy places the organism in Eukaryota, Dinophyceae, Syndiniales, Amoebophryaceae. The record is from the annotation of a GenBank genome assembly.